This is a messenger RNA of Drosophila rhopaloa, 1345 nucleotides long. RefSeq lists its product as uncharacterized. The transcript has 5 exons. Lineage: Eukaryota; Metazoa; Arthropoda; Insecta; Diptera; Drosophilidae. Bases 333 to 1100 code for a protein of 255 amino acids. The record is from RefSeq and is a predicted model, not a curated record.
AUGAUUUUUUUUAAACAUAGAUAUCCAAGGGUUUUUAGGAAUGCUGAUUAAUAUUGUCAUUUAGAAAAAAAUUAAAAUGGCACUUAGUCAAUUACACACCAUAUUGGAUCCGCCAUAUACUAUAUCCUUUGCAACAGGGUCGUUUUCCUACAGCAAAAACAAAAAAAAAGUAACCAUUAUCACCCAAAACAUGCUUAAUCGCGUCCCGGACGGCGGACGGAACAGUUGGCAUUUAUUUUUCUGAAAUUAGUUAGGUGUUUGUUUCAUAAAUUUAGAUGUGAAUCUAAACAAGCCACUCCAGAUACCGUUCCAGGCCUAGAGCGUCUGUACAUAUGUUGCGAGAGAGCCCAGAAUUGCGCCAGAAGAGCUUGGUGGGGCCCACGUACAGGGUGACCAUUAUUAUGCUCGUCAUCGGACAGAUUCAGGUCUCGGCGGCCAUGGAGAUCACGCCACUUAAGGACUUUUUGGCGGAACGCUACUACCUCAGCCUGGUCCAGUUCCUUAUCAGCUUCCUGUCCAUCCAGCUUUACGGCUUUUUCUACCAUCUGAUCGUCAAAAAGCCUAUGUGGGUUCGGAUCCUGGCGGGCUUCUGGACGUACGAGGUUAACACCAUGUCGAUCAUGAAGCCCGCCAAACGAGCCCCAUAUUUCAGCCUCAUCGUUUCGGUGUUCCUCACCUUCCUUAUGAUGUCUAUCAGCGUAAUAUACGGAAAUAAGGCAGUGCACCAAAGAAGGGGCCUUUUUACUUCCCGCAACAAAGUGAUCCUUUGGAGCGAACGGAUAUUUGUGCUCACCUGUUUCGGCAUCAUCGUUUGCGCCGAGAUGAAGCGGGUUACCAUCGAGUUUCCUACCUUGCUUGUAUACACUAUUAUCUCGAACGUGUUCGUCCUUGUUUUCGCUGCCUCGAUGCGAAGACCAGACUUCUACCAUCACGAGUGCAACGGGGACUAUAUACUGAUCGGCCAGCUGUACUACCUCAACUUCUUCGCGCUAUACAUGGGCUAUGUGUGGACGAUAGCGUCGUUUCUGGAGCUGAUGAAGUGGGAUGUGACCGUUCAGAGCAUAUUGAAGUACCUGUUUGUCCGGGAAGUCACCGACUGAGUGGGACGCAUGCGCGGACUAUCGGAACAGCUGGGAAUGUUUACGCGAGGCGAGGCUUCCGCUUCUCUGACUCUGAUGGGGCAUCAGUGCUCAGUGCCUCGAUGUCGAUGGUGCAAGUUUGUCAGGGUGGCGCGACUCUAGUCGUUUCGGUUCAAUUCGGUUUGCCGGAAAAUCGAUAACUGUUUUCUCAGCACGCGCAAUUUAACCAUCGUCACUGAAUGUAAAUAAAUGGCCUUUUCUGUGAA